AUGCCAGGUAAAGAUAUAUAUUUUUUCAAAUUCAUAGUCAAUAAUCAAGUAUUUUAUAAAUCAAAAUUUUCAUACGCAUUAGUUAACCUUAAACCACUAGUCCCUGGUCAUGUUUUAGUUGUACCAUUAAGAACUUCAGUAUUAAGAUUUGCUGAUUUAACUCCAGAUGAAUCAAUUGAUUAUAUGAAUACAUUACAAUUAGUUCAUAAAUUUAUAUCAAAAAUAUAUAAAGCUGAUUCAUUAAAUAUAGCAAUACAAGAUGGACCUGAAUCUGGUCAACUGAUACCACAUUUACAUACGCAUAUAAUACCGAGAUAUAAAACUGAUGGAUUUGGAGAUUCAAUAUAUAAUAAAUUAGAAGUUGAUGAUUUAGAUGCACAUUAUAAACAAUUCGAAGAAAGAAAACUGAAAUUUAUAAAUAUAACUGAAAAUUCUAAAAGUGAAUUAGAUCAAAAUGAUGAUGCAAGAAAAAAUCGAACUAAUGAAGAAAUGGAAAAAGAAGCUAAACAUUUAAAUGAAGAGAUUGAGAAGUUUAUAAUAGACUCUAAAUUGUAA
Molecule: messenger RNA, 555 nt
Organism: Lodderomyces jiufengensis
Lineage: Eukaryota; Fungi; Ascomycota; Pichiomycetes; Serinales; Debaryomycetaceae
Gene: HNT2
Product: bis(5'-adenosyl)-triphosphatase
Exons: 1
Coding region: 1-555 (184 amino acids)
Molecular function (GO): catalytic activity
Source: RefSeq, a predicted model, not a curated record